This is a messenger RNA of Coffea eugenioides, 990 nucleotides long. RefSeq names its product peroxidase N1-like. The record is from RefSeq and is a predicted model, not a curated record. Gene Ontology annotation, cellular component: plasmodesma; plant-type cell wall. Lineage: Eukaryota; Viridiplantae; Streptophyta; Magnoliopsida; Gentianales; Rubiaceae. Gene Ontology annotation, biological process: response to oxidative stress; hydrogen peroxide catabolic process. The transcript has 3 exons. Gene Ontology annotation, molecular function: peroxidase activity; heme binding. Bases 1 to 990 code for a protein of 329 amino acids.
AUGGAAGUUCACUCCCUUAACAAAAUCUCUGUGAUCUUUUCGUUUCUGUUUUUCGCAGUGGGUGCUGCAACCUUGGUAUUAGGCCAAGGAACGCGAGUUGGGUUCUAUGCAGCUUCAUGCCCCCGAGCUGAAUCAAUUGUGCAAUCUACAGUGAGAACACAUUUUCUGUCCGACCCUAAAGUUGCUCCGGGGUUGCUUAGGAUGCAUUUCCACGACUGUUUCGUCCAGGGCUGCGACGGUUCUAUCCUCAUUGACGGUGCAGGCACCGAGAAAACUGCUCCGCCUAAUCUUUUGUUGAGAGGAUAUGAAGUGAUUGACGAUGCUAAGAGCCAGCUUGAGCAAGCAUGCCCUGGUGUCGUUUCUUGUGCAGACAUUCUUGCUCUAGCUGCCCGUGACUCUGUUGUGCUGGCUGGUGGACCGGGUUGGCCUGUGCCAACGGGACGUAGAGAUGGCCGAGUUUCAUUAGCAUCCGAUGCCACAAAUUUGCCAGGAUUCAGAGAUUCCGUUGAUGUUCAAAAGCAAAAGUUUGCUGCAAAAGGUCUCGAUACACAAGACCUCGUGGCCCUUGUUGGGGGACACACAAUUGGAACGGUAGCUUGCCAAUUCGUCCAGUACAGAAUGUACAACUUCAAUUCCAGCGUGACGGUUGACCCUUCGAUCAGUCCCUCUUUUCUUUCUCAAUUUCAGUCACUUUGUCCGGCAAAUGGUGACGCCUCCAAGCGUGUGGCCCUAGACACCGGCAGUGAAAACAGGUUCGACAACUCUUUCUUCGGAAAUCUUCAGAGUGGUCGGGGUAUCCUAGAAUCAGAUCAAAUGCUGUGGACAGAUCCCUCCACCAGAACCCUUGUGCAACGAUUUUUAGGGAUAAGAGGCUUGCUUGGCUUGACGUUCAGUGCGGAAUUUGCAAGGUCCAUGGUGAAGAUGAGUAACAUUGGUGUUAUUACAGGCACUGAUGGUGAGAUUCGCAGAGUCUGCUCGGCUAUAAAUUGA